Messenger RNA from Eriocheir sinensis (Chinese mitten crab), 1369 nucleotides. RefSeq names its product dipeptidase 1-like. Gene Ontology annotation, molecular function: metallodipeptidase activity. The record is from RefSeq and is a predicted model, not a curated record. Lineage: Eukaryota; Metazoa; Arthropoda; Malacostraca; Decapoda; Varunidae. The transcript is spliced from 11 exons. Bases 1 to 1332 code for a protein of 443 amino acids. Gene Ontology annotation, biological process: proteolysis.
AUGUGGAGUAAAGGAGGCGGAGGAGGGGGAGGAGGAGGAGGAGGCCUGGAGGUGCCGGCGCAGGUGUGGGGGGGCGUGUGUCUGGUGCUGGUGCUGGCGGGCGUGGCGGGCGUGGGGGUCAGCGUGCCCCUCGCCCUCAGAGCCAACCACAACGCGAGCCAGGACGAGCGACUCAACACGGUCAAGACACUACUGACGGAGACGCCGCUGGUGGACGGCCACAACGACCUGCCUUGGAACAUCCGCAAGUUCAUGCACAACAAACUCCACAGCUUCAACUUCACGGCGGAACUGAAGAAGCUCCGCCCGUGGUCCAGGUCCUCGUGGUCCCACACCGACCUGCCGCGCCUGAAGGAGGGCUUGGUGGGGGCGCAGUUCUGGGUGAGCUACGUGCCGUGCGAGGCCCAGCGCCUGAACGCCGUCCAGCUCACCAUAGAACAGAUCGACCUCAUCAAGCGACUCAUCGAACAGUACCCCGACGACCUCCGCCUCGCCACCUCCGCCGACGAGGUGGAGGCGGCCUUCCGUGAGGGCCGCAUCGCCUCCCUGAUCGGCGUGGAGGGCGGCCACGCCAUACAGAACUCCCUGGGCGUGCUGCGGGCGCUGCGGGACCUGGGCGUGCGCUACCUCACCCUCACGCACACCUGCAGCACGCCGUGGGCUGAGUGUGCCAGGGCGCGGGAGACGGACAUUGAGGAUCCAAACUCACCCAGGGGUCUCACGCACUUCGGCAGGACGGUGGUGCGGGAGAUGAACCGCCUGGGGCUGCUGGUGGACCUGUCCCACGUGUCGCAGGCCACCAUGCGGGAGGCGCUGGAGGUGUCCCGCGCACCCGUCAUCUUCAGCCACUCCUCCGUGUACGCCAUCUGCAGGAACCCCAGGAACGUGCCCGACGACAUCCUGCAGCGCGUGGCCGUGAAUGGAGGAGUCGUGAUGGUCAGCUUCUACACACACUUCCUCACAUGCAGCCAACAAGCCUCGGUCAAGGAUGUCGUGGACCACAUCAACCACGUGAGGAAGGUGGCGGGAGUCGAACACGUGGGAAUCGGCGCAGACUUCGACGGUGUAAACAAGUUACCCAAGGGCCUGGAGGACGUGUCGCGCUACCCACACCUGUUUGCGGAGCUCCUGCGGGACGACACUUGGAGCAUCGAGGAUCUGAAGCUACUGGCGGGGCAGAAUCUCCUGAGGGUGAUGCGGGACGUGGAGAAGGUGCGGCUGGACAUGAGGGAGCAGAAAGCGGCGCCCUACGAGGAGGAGGUGCCGCCCGACCAGCUGGAAGGCCUCACAUCCUGCAGCUACAAGUUCAAUAAGGACCCAGAUGACUCCUAGUAGAACGCCAUUGCCUAAGGAACGCGACUUCGGCUGG